GAGGGGGCCAGGGGCUGCUGGGGGGUGAGGCAGGAAGCUGGGGAGAGGGGUCUCUGGUGACCUGUGGGGGUGAGGUCCGUUCCUACCCUUUCUCUGCUCUGUUCCUGCUCCCCCAUCUGUUCUGUCUCUCUCGGACCUCCCAUGUCCCGCAGCUCUGUGCAGCUCUGUGCUUUUGUCUCUGUUUCCUUCACUCACUCCCUGCCUUCCUCCUCCCCUGGCCUCAGUGUCACAGCAAAGCUCAUCAACGGAGGUGUGGCAGGACUCGUGGGGGUGACCUGCGUGUUCCCCAUCGACUUGGCCAAGACUCGACUGCAAAACCAGCACUGCAAUGAUAUCUACAAAGGAAUGAUAGAUUGUCUGAUGAAGACGGCCCGGGCGGAGGGCUUCCUGGGCAUGUACAGAGGGGCUGCAGUGAACCUGACCUUGGUCACUCCAGAAAAGGCCAUCAAGCUGGCAGCCAAUGACUUCUUCCGGCAGCUGCUCAUGGAAGAUGGGGGGCAGCGGAAUCUGAAGAUGGAGAUGCUAGCUGGAUGUGGAGCUGGAAUGUGCCAGGUGCUGGUGACCUGUCCCAUGGAAAUGCUCAAGAUUCAGCUACAGGAUGCUGGACGAUGGGCUGUCCGCCAUCAGGGUCCAGCCUCAGCACUUUCCUCCUCUGUGUCCUACACUACUGGCUUGGCUCCCGCCCACCAGCGCCCAUCUGCCACCCUCAUUGCCCGGGAGCUGCUUCGCACUCACGGCCUGGCUGGCCUCUACAAGGGCCUGGGGGCCACUCUGCUCAGAGAUAUUCCCUUCUCCAUCAUCUACUUCCCACUGUUCGCCAACCUUAACAACCUUGGGCUCAACGAGCUUACUGGAAAGGCUUCCUUUGCUCAUUCCUUUAUGUCAGGCUGUGUUGCAGGUUCUGUAGCUGCUACUGCAGUAACACCUCUGGAUGUUUUGAAAACUCGAAUCCAAACCCUCAAGAAAGGCCUGGAUGAGGAAGUCUACAGCGGGAUCAUAGACUGUGCCAGGAAACUCUGGAUUCAGGAGGGACCAUCUGCCUUCAUGAAAGGAGCAGGCUGCCGGGCCCUUGUCAUAGCACCUCUCUUUGGGAUUGCCCAAGGUGUCUAUUUCAUUGGUAUUGGAGAGCGUAUCUUAAAGUCUUUUGAGUAGAUGCUGCUGGAGCUGGAGUCUUUUCACUUGGUGCCAUCUCUCUAUCUCCCCCAUUUUACUAGACUAGAUGGGGGUGAGAGCAAACUGGCCCACCCGUGUUGUAUUUUGUCCUCUAACUUGUAGUGCUACCUCAAUCUGGGAAGAAACAACCCUAUUCUAAUAAGUAAGCUGGAUAUCACCCCAUUCUCCCUACAUGAUACCUGUAUUUGUUUCCUUUGGGGUAUAACUACCAAGGAUCUUUAGAAGCCCUUAACUACCUAUUUUCCAACAGUAACAAAUAUGGUACCUGAUUUGGUUGUAUUAAUGGCAGGGCCUUAACGAACAGUAGAGGUAUAAGGGUUGUUUCUAUAUUUUAUUUCUAUUUCACACUCAAACUCAGUAUACUCAAGUCAGUUUUAAGAUUUAGUUUUGCUAAUCCUGAAUACAGUAAUUUAUGGUUAGUUCUACCACUGGGGAAAGGGAGGAUCAUAAAUUCAAGGGGACCACAAAAGCCCUCAAAGUCAGGACUUAGUUGAAACCAAGUAAACCCUUCCAAAUUGCUCUGGUUAAGGGGUUAGGUUGACUCUAAUUAAGAGCCUGGGCAAAGUCAGGUCAGCCAUCUGUCACAAUCUUCCACCUGGAGCACAGGCUCUCUCAAAGCCACCCUUUCCUGUGUCCAUGGGAACAGUAGUUGAAAUAAAGUUGACUGGUGAAAUAUCUCAAAUGCAACGAACAUUGUCAUUUACUUUUCUGUGUCCAUUUCAGAACCAAACAACAUUAAAAUAAACACUGGACAGAUCACUAUCAGUUAUACUUCAAAUUGUUACUUAUGAGGAUGGAGAACAAUAACCAUAGGGAUACUUUAAAUUACCUUGGAUUUAAAGCCUUGGUUAAUGAUAACUUCAUUGCAUUGUCUUGAGGAGCUGAGUUUGCUGUGACAGAGUUUUCCCCAUGUGCCUCAAUUCCUUCCCCCACAGGGCUGCUAGAGAGAAAUGUCACACAAGUGGGGUCAGGUUCUGAGGAAAAAAUACCUGUUCCAGGAGUUAUUUACAUAAGUCCUCACCUAAUGUAAAACUAGGGUGAAUGAGGAAGAGGAUGGUGCUAAGAUGGUCAGCCUUGGUGACAUUUUUAUUAAGAUGACUGCAUUUGAGCACGGGCUCCAGUUAGAUUCGAGUUAAAGUUCCAGCUGUGUUAUUUACUAACUUUGUAAGACCGUGGGCAGAGCUCAGUAGUCAUCCAAGGGAAAACUAGCUAGAGGAGAAGGGUUGAGAGAAAAACAGGAGCUUUGUGAGAGGGUUUAGGCCUAGCACGCAGUAACCCCCAAAAUCUUUAGUGUCCUUAUUCUCAUAAAGCUGUAAAACUCUUGUAGAGGACACCUGUGUGUGGGGGU
Molecule: messenger RNA, 2521 nt
Organism: Loxodonta africana (African savanna elephant)
Lineage: Eukaryota; Metazoa; Chordata; Mammalia; Proboscidea; Elephantidae
Gene: SLC25A18
Product: solute carrier family 25 member 18
Exons: 8
Coding region: 142-1152 (336 amino acids)
Biological process (GO): L-glutamate transmembrane transport; aspartate transmembrane transport; malate-aspartate shuttle
Molecular function (GO): L-glutamate transmembrane transporter activity; L-aspartate transmembrane transporter activity
Source: RefSeq, a predicted model, not a curated record